AGGCAGCAGCUCCCCACACCGGACAACAUGAUCAAGAUUGUAUUGCUGUUGGCUGCGGCCGCCUGCUGCGUGAGCGCCGCCCCCAAAGCCGGCCUUGCCCCCCUGGCCUACUCCGCCCCCCUGGUGGCCGCCGCCCCCGUGGCCUACGCCGCCCACGCGCCGGCCGUCGUGACGGCGCACAGCUCGCAGUACAUCGCGCAGAACUUCAACGGACUCGCCGUGGCCGCCGCCGCCCCAGUCGUCGCCGCCGCCUACCACGCAGCCCCCGUCGUUGCUGCUGCAUACCACGCUGCUCCGGCGAUACUCGGCUGAUAAUGUACAGCCAAUUCACUGUGUGAAAAUAUAAA
Messenger RNA from Schistocerca serialis cubense, 347 nucleotides. Its product is annotated as cuticle protein 16.5-like. The coding region runs from base 28 to 312 and encodes 94 amino acids. The transcript has 2 exons. The record is from RefSeq and is a predicted model, not a curated record. NCBI's taxonomy places the organism in Eukaryota, Metazoa, Arthropoda, Insecta, Orthoptera, Acrididae.